Messenger RNA from Saprolegnia parasitica CBS 223.65, 1819 nucleotides. RefSeq lists its product as hypothetical. Gene Ontology annotation, cellular component: aggresome; amphisome. The coding region runs from base 1 to 1761 and encodes 586 amino acids. Gene Ontology annotation, molecular function: protein kinase C binding; zinc ion binding; K63-linked polyubiquitin modification-dependent protein binding. Gene Ontology annotation, biological process: mitophagy; aggrephagy; endosome organization. The record is from RefSeq and is a predicted model, not a curated record. The transcript is spliced from 3 exons. Lineage: Eukaryota; Oomycota; Saprolegniomycetes; Saprolegniales; Saprolegniaceae.
AUGGCCGCCAAGGUCGAGCACCGGCAAGAGAUCGAGGCGCUGCGCAAGCAGGUAGCAUCGCUCUCGUCGUCUCAUCAGCUGCUGGUUGCGACGCAGCACGCAGCGCAGAGCCUCGAGACCGAAGUCGCGCACCUAAAGCGGGAGCUUGCGGUGAGGGCAAGCGAAGCCACGGCGCUGCGUGCCAUGCUCGACGUUGCCCAAGACGCACGGAAGCGCUCAGAACAGCGACAAGAGAAGGUGAAGCCUCCAUCGACGCACGCUGCGAGCUCCUCGACGCGGCUGAACGAACUGCUUCGGACGCAGCUGCUCGCAGCGCAGAAAGAGAACGCGCAUCUUACGCAGCUGAUGGCGUUGAAGGACCACGACAUCAAUGUCCAUAGCAACAACCUUCGGCAAGCACGCGAGCGGCUGCGUCAGGUGCACGGCGAGCUCGACGACAUCCGGCGUGCAACGCUGUCAAGCGUCGACGUCCAAGUCAAGGCAGCGCCGCCCAUCACAGACCGGCCUUCGCUCCAACGGUCCUCCGAGAUGGAGAAGGGAUGGAUCCUGUACACGACGCCGAUGGCCCACGACGACGACGACGGCAAUGAUACGUCGGCGCUUUACCGGGAGCUCAACAAGCUACCGCCGCCAGUGCGGUCGCAGCUGCUAAAGAUGAUCGAGCCCAUCGUCGGUGGUGCGCAUGUGAAUAUCGACGAGGUGCUACCCAACUUGCCGCCAGAGGCCCUCGACGGCCUCCUCGUGAGCUUGAUGCCUGUGCUUUCGCGUCACGGCCGGCAGGUCCAGGUGUACACUCGCAUGCGCCGGUCGAUCGUGACGGACGCCCGCAUCGUUUCCGAGCACGACGACGAACACGAGCGCCGAAGCACCGCCGCGUCGCUCCACGACAUCCUCCCAAGUCCGCGCGAGCGCAUCUCGUCGCAGUCCAAGCCCAACCCGUAUGGCGCCGACCACCUCUUUAGCCUCCACGACUCGGGCGACGCGUCCAUCGCGGUGCUCCACGGACCACGAGAGUUGCAUCCGACCAAGCCGUACUUUGUCUCGCGCGCGCUCCAAGCACCGCCGACGCCACCGAUGAACCGCGUCUCUGGUGGGUCGACGAGCGCCAUGAUGAACCACCCGACGAGUCCGUACGUUGUCAGUGGCGAGCCGUCGCCGGACGCCGCCCACCACCCAACCCGCUUCAACUCGCUCUCGUCCAAAGCGAAGAAGCUCAUGGGCUUGAGCUCCCGGUCGUCGACGCCGCAGCGCACACCGACCCGGUUCGUGCACGAGAAGGCGACGUGCGACGGCUGCCAGCGCAGCCCCAUUGUUGGACCCAAGUGGGUCUGCCGGAGCUGCGCCCACGUCGAGCUCUGCGACAAGUGCUACGCGUACGGCGUGCACGGCCACGACCACGACGAAGAGCUCUUUGACCGCGUGCUCCAGCGCAUGCUGUCGCAGUACCCGCGCCUGGAGCCGGAAGACGAGCUCCUCGACUUGCUGCGCCAUGACAUUUGCAAGAUGAGCCUCAAGAAGUUUUCGUUCUGCCUCACGUGGAUCGGCCACCUCCUCGAUGGGAAGACGUCGGCUGACCUCCGCGCGCGCGCCCUCGAGAUCACCAAGCUCCAGGCCGACGUCGGCAACCGCUUCGUUACACUACUCACGCGGCUCAUGCAGCUGCGAAAAGACAUUCAAGUGGCGUCCGAGUGGAUUCCGGACGAAGCCGCGCCGCACGAGAUGGUGCUGCGGCUCUGGAUCGUCGACACCCCAAGCAACUAGAUAGUUCAACGCGUUAUAUACGGUGCUUACUCGUCCGUGACGCAGCCCAGCGACGCCG